AUGAACACAACGGCUCCGAACGGCGCCCACGACGCCUCUGCUAUAUCGUCAUCUACUGCCCGAGAAUACAGCCACAAACAGCCCCGAGUAUCGGCCCACUCUACACCGACGAACGUCCUGGAGCCGGCCGAGACAGACCAGAGCUCCAACGAUCCGUCGGCCAUCCUUCCCGCCGAUCUCGCCCUCGCCCUCUCCUACAAUCUUCAGCAGGCCUCAUCCCGACAGUCGCAACAAGAAUCAGGCGAGCGCCAGCGGACGCUUUCGGAAGUGCAAGAUCAGGCGUCGUACUACUGGGAUGCGUCCAGCAUGGCGCCACUCAAUCCAGUCUCGGCGGCUGCCAUCGCUCGACUGCGUGCAUAUAAACCACCGCCGUUCCCGACAUGGGAUCGCCUCCCAGUAUCUCGGCGCGCCGCCGUCUUGAUCCUUUUAUUCGGAGAUCGGAGGGGCGAUCUGCGAGUCGUCAUCACAAUGCGCGCUGCGAGCCUUAGAAACUUCUCCGGUCAUGCCGCUUUUCCUGGUGGGAAAGCGGAUUCACUCAGCGAAAGCCCAUAUCAAAUAGCUCGUCGCGAAGCAUGGGAAGAGAUUGGUCUCCCCAUGGACGACAACAAGAUCCCAUCUCCGUUCCACAUUGAGCCACUGUGUAGUCUGCCCUGCAGCCUUGCUAAGACGGAACUGGCCGUGCGCCCCUGCGUGGCCUUCCUCCAUUCAGAGGACAAGCCGGGCUUUCCGCCAUCGCCAACAGUUGACGAAGCCAUGAUCCCCCGGCUCGACGCGAAAGAAGUAGCAGCCGUAUUCUCCGCGCCCUUUGCCAACUUCCUCCGCAGCACCGACGAAGCCCCCCAACCCGGCGAUCCCCCCAUGCCUCCCGGCCACUGGUACGAUGGCCGCUGGAUCAACGUGGACACGUACCCGUGGCGCGUGCACAACUUUCACGUCCCCGUGCACACGCAGCGCGUGACGACGCCCAAGAUCCGCGAGGAUGGUCUUGAGGCCUUCGGUGACGAUAUCCCCGAAAACGAGCAAACACCGCCCAUCGACCGCUUCUUGGUCUGGGGCAUGACAGGCCGCAUUUUGGUGGACGCGGCGCGCAUCGCAUACGCCCAGGAGCCCGAGUUCGAGCACAACGACCACUACGGCGACGAAGCUCUGAUCGAGCAACAGACCAGAGAAGGCAGGAUGAUGACCGAGAAGAAGAGGAAAGAGGUCGGUCUCGACGCUGUCAAGGAGGAAGUCAAGGAUGCCAAGAUGUGA
Xylaria bambusicola is the source of this 1251-nucleotide messenger RNA. Its product is annotated as NUDIX hydrolase domain-like protein. Gene Ontology annotation, molecular function: acetyl-CoA hydrolase activity; coenzyme A diphosphatase activity. Gene Ontology annotation, biological process: coenzyme A catabolic process. The record is from RefSeq and is a predicted model, not a curated record. The transcript is spliced from 4 exons. Lineage: Eukaryota; Fungi; Ascomycota; Sordariomycetes; Xylariales; Xylariaceae. Bases 1 to 1251 code for a protein of 416 amino acids.